Rhizophagus irregularis DAOM 181602=DAOM 197198 is the source of this 1273-nucleotide messenger RNA. Lineage: Eukaryota; Fungi; Glomeromycota; Glomeromycetes; Glomerales; Glomeraceae. The record is from RefSeq and is a predicted model, not a curated record.
CUCUUAUCUUUAUCUCUGUUUGCAUGAUUUAGAUCAUUUUCUAGCCUCGGUUUUUUCUCUAUCACCAUGCUUCGUACUAGGUCUAUCGCUUUUGUCAAGUCUUUGGGCAUAUCCAAAUCAAUAGGCUUGCGUUCAUUUGCUUCGCUUACUGAGGAAUUUAGUGGAAAGAAGAAUGACAACGGUAAUUAUACUGUUACACUCAUACCCGGUGAUGGAAUUGGUCCGGAAAUUUCGGAUUCGGUUCAACGAAUAUAUAAGGCAGCUGGAGUUCCAAUUGAUUGGGAACCAGUAAAUGUUACACCUGAAUUAAGGAAUGGAAGAACGGUAAUUCCUGAGGAAGCAUUAAAUUCUGUGAAAAAAAAUACUAUCGCUUUAAAAGGUCCUUUGGCCACGCCUAUUGGAAAGGGACAUGUUUCUCUUAACCUUACCCUUCGUCGUAUAUUUAAUUUAUUUGCCAACGUUCGACCUUGUAAAUCCGUUGUUGGUUACAAAACACCUUAUGAUGAUGUAAAUACGGUAUUGAUUCGUGAAAAUACAGAAGGGGAAUAUUCCGGAAUUGAACAUACUGUCGUAGAUGGUGUCGUUCAAUCAUUCAAAUUGAUUACCAGAGAUGCAUCUGAGAGAUGUGCCCGCUAUGCUUUUACUCAUGCAAGAGACAUUGGACGUAAUCGCGUUACUGCUAUACACAAAGCAAACAUUAUGAAAUUAUCGGAUGGUCUUUUUCUGGAAGCUUGUAACGAUGUGGCGAAGGAUUUUCCCGAUAUCCAAUUUGAUGAUGUGUUGCUGGAUCGAGCAUGUCUUCAUAUUGUCCAAGAUCCUUCUCGAUAUUCAAGCACAGUUAUGGUUAUGCCUAAUUUAUAUGGAGACAUUUUAUCAGAUAUGUGUGCUGGAUUAAUUGGGGGACUUGGAUUGACUCCAUCAGGAAAUAUUGGACGGGAUGCUUCGAUUUUCGAAGCAGUACACGGUACAGCACCUGAUAUUGCUGGCAAAGAUUUAGCGAAUCCCACAGCGCUUCUAUUGUCUUCUAUAAUGAUGCUUCGUCAUAUGCACUUAAAUCCUUAUGCUGACUCUAUUGAAAAAGCUGUUUUAGAUACAAUUGCUGAAGGAAAGGUUCUCACGCGUGAUCUCGGUGGAAAGGCAUCCAAUACGGAAUUUACCAACCAAAUUAUCAAUAAUUUAAAAAAUUAGUUUUAAUCAAAUGUUAAUAUAUUUAAAUCUAAAUUAUUUUUUAAUCUAAAAAAAAAUAAAAAAUUAUAUAUAUAUUUUUUUUAAU